GAUGAUUCUGGCUACCUUUGGGUCCAAGCUUGGGUCUUUCUGGAGUUUUUUUUUUGCAGGAAGUCGAGUUUGGUGCGGGAGAACGCCGCGCGGCCCUUUGAGUGCUCGCAGAUGUCGCACAUGAUCUUUUGAGGCUCAGGCACAGAUCUCCUGUGGUAUCCGUCAGCGAAGCGCUUGGGCAUUUGUUGCUGAUACUUACGUGACGGUCUGAGUUCUGCUCGACUGUGUGGCGUUGCGACCGCCGCGACUCUGGCGUGGAUUGAAACGGGCGUGCAUGGUCGCUGUUGGUGCACGCGAUGUCUGAGUCGAAGAGGUCUUGAUGUGCGACAGUGUUGUUCGGAAGAAUUGAGGGUUGUUCUUGAGUCGUGCAGCAAACAACUUUUGAGCCGUUUCUGUGGCUGCCUGAGGAACGCCACUGUUUUGCGACAUUCACAUGCGGAUCAAGACAUGGCUUCAUGUCUCACUUGACGCCUGAGCGGCGAUGGGACAACGCGACUGGCGAGCUGCACUCUUAUAAGGAGACAAAGUCUGCACAUGGAUCUCGACCAUUUACAACAAGACUCACUUUUGACGACAGCAACAACACAGUAACUGGCAACAAGUAUGUUGACUACAAGUGGGAGCAGCAGGACUGCUCGCAAACGUGAACGAGAACCAGAGCGUGGUGAUGACAGUCCCUCCAAGCGUCAGCAGCGAACAAAAGGAGACAGAGAGCCCCGUUAUCCAUCUUUUUACACCUCAGUCAGAGUUUUACUCGAUAUAGGAAUGGCCGAGAUUACCAAAUGUUGCAUCGACUCGGGCUUCUCGAGCUCCGGACGUGAUGGACUCAUCAACCCAAGCAUUGUGAAGCAAUUGGGAUUGACGACGUAUCCAAGCUACUCUCCAUAUCGGCUGGCCGACGGAACUCAAGGAAGCCACGAAUAUGCCGUGAGAUUACAGCUCACGUUCGAGACACAAAGUAGGACAGUCACCAUCAGGACAAAGCUCCACGUCAACCAGAAAGAUUCGGAAAGCUGGUCGAUUCUCCUCGGCACCGGCGUCUUGAACGCUCUUGGUAUCAUGCAGAACCACCAAUCGAAUCCCUCGAAAUGCUUUAUCAUCAAUCGCUUGAACGGCAGCCUGGAAGAACUGCACUCGGAUGCACCUUCACUCAACCCAUGCGCUACCUGGUUCCCCAAACAUGACGAUAGUUACCUCCUCCGAUUCUUGAAUAUCCCAUCAUUUCUCGCCCGGGGCCACAGAGAGUUUCCACGCCCUGCUUGGUCGAAAAUAGGGACUUCUAGGGAACUCCAUGCGUUUGCUGUCUUGCUGUUGAAUUCGGGUCGCACAUUUGAUCCACGUGUGGCCGCGAAUUUGGGUCACCUCAUUCGGUCGGUCGCCGCACAAGAGCGCGAGGCGUUUGUCAGCCUGCUUCAGAAAGACAAGGAAAAUGGGACUCAAGGAAGUAUUUCAGAAUUGAACCGGGCUGUCGACGAGGAGUUUGGUCGGCCCCCAGAUGGUACUCCACAUGUUUCAUAACACGACACUGUUAGCGAACACGAAAGGCUCUCUUGCCGCUGAACCAGCAAGACGUCCCAAUUGACGACUGUGAUGUUCCUUGUCACCUGAGGGAGGGCUAUCCGGUCUCGGUAGAGGAUGUAGGCAGAGAAGACGACAUUAGCGCAUUUGAGCAUGCAGAGCGUGUGGGAGCAUUGUUAACUUGACGGACCUACAUUCAGACGAUAGAUCCUGCUGGCAAGCUCCAUCGCGAAAGACUACGAGAUCGCCGGUCCAUCAUGGCACGACUUUAGUGUGCACGUUUUGAAAUGUCGCUGCACUUUUGAACGAAAAGCAGUUUGAUAAUGAACGAUUUGGUUAGUCCUUCGGUCCCAC
Molecule: messenger RNA, 1872 nt
Organism: Cercospora beticola
Lineage: Eukaryota; Fungi; Ascomycota; Dothideomycetes; Mycosphaerellales; Mycosphaerellaceae
Source: RefSeq, a predicted model, not a curated record